Molecule: messenger RNA, 1472 nt
Organism: Oncorhynchus gorbuscha (pink salmon)
Lineage: Eukaryota; Metazoa; Chordata; Actinopteri; Salmoniformes; Salmonidae
Product: rho-related GTP-binding protein RhoV-like
Exons: 3
Coding region: 143-910 (255 amino acids)
Biological process (GO): small GTPase-mediated signal transduction
Molecular function (GO): GTPase activity; GTP binding
Source: RefSeq, a predicted model, not a curated record
ACCCGACAAGGUGAGACUACAGAACACAUCGCUUAUUAAUGAAGAAAAACUCUUCUAUAGAAUCGCACUUCGGAAUAGCCUAAAAUAAGACUGAGCUUUUAUGCACGGGAAAGUUACUACUCUUCAACUUUAAUCUUCGGACAUGCCACCUCAAAUGGAUUAUUAUUAUGAAGAAUCCCGCGUCCCCUCUUCAUGCGGAUUGAUAAACCAAGAGGCCGGGUUGGAGAGGGAGUCAGCGCCGGGGUUGGAGAGGGAGUCAGCGCCGGGGUUGGAGAGGGAGCCAGCGGCUAUCAGCUGUAUGCUGGUGGGGGACGGUGCGGUGGGAAAGACAAGCAUGGUAGUCAGUUACACCAGCAAUGGAUACCCCACGGAAUACAAACAGACCGGCUUUGAUGUCUUUUCAGGUCAGGUCCAAGUAGGAGGAGCCUCAGUCAGAAUACAACUACUGGACACAGCUGGACAGGAGGUGUUUGACGAUUUCCGCUCCCUCUCCUACUCCCACACGGAUGUCUUCCUGCUCUGCUUCAGUGUGGUCAACCCCACCUCCUUCCACAAUGUCACCCACAAGUGGAUCCCAGAGAUCCGAGCUUGCAACCCCUCAGCUCCCAUCAUCCUCGUGGGCACCCAGUCCGACCUCCUGCUGGACGUCAACGUCCUGAUCAACCUGGCCCGCCGCGGGGUCAAACCGGUGCUGACCAAUCGGGCGCGGAGCGUGGCGGUGAAGAUCAGAGCGGCGGACUAUGUGGAGUGUUCUUCGUUGACGCAGAAGAACUUAAAAGAGGCGUUCGACGCGGCCAUCUUUGCUGCCAUCACACACAAGGCCAGGAAGGAGAAGAAGAGGCAGCUGUUGGACAGACGCAGCAAGGCCUUCUCUAAAUGCAGCUGGAAGAAGUUAUUCUGUUUUAUCUGAGAUGAGAUCCCAUGGGUCCUGGACAGAAUAAUGACUAUUAUUAUUUAUUAACUUAUGAAGACUUACUAAGAACUUGUAGCUUUGGAAUCGUCGCAGAAUUUGUAAAUGAACUGAGUUCUACUGGUAGUCCUGGACUGAAGACAGUGGUAUAGCGUACUUCACUAGCCCUUGCAGGUAACCAAGUAAGAACGGGUACUGAAGCGUAAUAAAGACAAGAGAAAAUCAAAACCCAGGACAUUGAGUACAUCUUGUCAGUGGGACAAGGCUGUCAUGUAAAUGUUGUGAAUUCCUUUGCAUGGUCUGGAUUGGUGCCUUCUCCAACCUGAGAGCUUUACUGCGCUGCCUCUGUGUGAUAGUCAGAGAGUCAGUGGGUUGUGAGAGAGAAGGAUCUUUUUUAGGUCGUCAGGUGUUGGUUGUUAGCCUUUUCUCAUUUGCAUUUUUGCUGCCCAGCCACACAAAACAAGGCUUAUUCAUAUUCAACCGUGUAUGUAGGCUGAAGUCACAGCGCUAGGCCAGGUGCUACCUUCUUACCUGUGUGUGACCUGGGAAUGGCUGACCCAUU